Messenger RNA from Penicillium waksmanii, 198 nucleotides. RefSeq names its product YqaE/Pmp3 family membrane protein. Gene Ontology annotation, cellular component: membrane. The coding region runs from base 1 to 198 and encodes 65 amino acids. The record is from RefSeq and is a predicted model, not a curated record. The transcript has 3 exons. Lineage: Eukaryota; Fungi; Ascomycota; Eurotiomycetes; Eurotiales; Aspergillaceae.
AUGCCUUUUACCGCUUCUGAUAUCUGCAAAAUCAUCUUUGCCAUCAUCCUGCCCCCUCUGGGUGUCUUCCUGGAGCGCGGCUGUGGUGCCGACCUGCUGAUCAACGUCUGUUUGACCAUUCUGGGUUGGGUCCCUGGUAUUAUCCACGCUCUCGACCCCGUUCAUUCUGACAAUCCCGCGUCGCCGCCCUUCGAAUGA